This is a messenger RNA of Nelumbo nucifera (sacred lotus), 1673 nucleotides long. RefSeq lists its product as uncharacterized. Gene Ontology annotation, biological process: positive regulation of ATP-dependent activity; protein folding. Gene Ontology annotation, cellular component: cytosol. Gene Ontology annotation, molecular function: ATPase activator activity; protein-folding chaperone binding. Lineage: Eukaryota; Viridiplantae; Streptophyta; Magnoliopsida; Proteales; Nelumbonaceae. The record is from RefSeq and is a predicted model, not a curated record.
AAUAAUUUAUAAGCACGAGAGAUGUACCCAAUCCAUGGUAGAUCCGGUCCCGUCUUGCAGUGACUCAAGCCGAUCUCGUCUUCUUCGCUCUCCCACUUCCUCGCUUCUUCUAGAGCCUUCCAAAUUGGAACCCUCCAGAAUCCCCACUUUCUUCCCAAGUUCCCGUUUCUAUUUUAUCCUCUCCGCUUCGCGUUUCGGCAGGCCUCCUAUUUUUAUCAUUUUCUCGUGCACUAGAUCCCUCUAUCUCUGUCUGGAUCAUCUUAUUCUUCCCAUCUGUAACUCAGCUCAUGGCGAAAUACGGAGAAGGCGAUAAGCGCUGGAUUGUUGAAGAGAGAGCAGACGGAACCAACGUCCAUAACUGGCACUGGGCCGAAACCAACUGUCUCGAGUGGUCCCGAAACCUCCUCUCCAAUCUCCUCUCUAACCUUACCAUCCUCGACGGCGAGGGCAACCUCUUCAUUAAGACCAAGAAUGUCGAAAAGGUCGACGGAGAAGCCUACGUCAACAUCCGCAAGGGCAAGAUCAUUCCUGGUUACGAGAUCAGCGUUUCUCUUUCCUGGGAAGGCGAAGCCAAGGAUGCCGACGGUAAGUCCCUCCUCAAGGUCGAUGGAAACGUUGAGAUUCCUUACAUUGCCGACGAGAACGCCGAUGAAGAUCCCGAAGUCAGGAUCACUGUUAAAGACGAUGAUCCUAUCGGGAAGAGGUUAAGAGAUGCCUUUUUAUCCAAAGGGAAGCCGAUUAUUUUGGAGAAAGUUAGGGUUUAUGUUCAGAGUAUGGCUAAAGGAGGGCCCGCCAAGGAUGACUUAGAGUUGAAGAAGGCGGCAACAAAAUCUCCGUCCCCUGCUCCGGUAUCUGCACCGGCUGCCGCUGCUGCCGUCGCCGCUCCAGCGAAGAAGGAUAAAAACAAGGAAGGGAAGAAGGGGUUCAAGUCGAUUUCUUUGACCGAGAGGUUUAAUUGUCGGGCGAAGGUUAUGUAUGAGAUCUUGAUGGAUGAGAAUAGGUGGAAAGGUUUUACGCAGAGUAAUGCAAAGAUAAGUAAAGAGGUCGGAGGGCAGUUCAGUCUUUUCGAUGGCUCAAUUACCGGGACUAAUCAAGAGUUGCAGGAAGGAAAGCUGAUUGUUCAGAAAUGGAGGUUCGGGAGCUGGGCGGACGGGAUUUUUUCGACUGUGCGGCUUGCUUUUGACGAGCCUGAAACCGGUGUUACCAUUGUUAGGCUAACCCAGACGGACGUACCGGAGGAGGACAGUUGCCAUGCAGAUAUGGCAAUGCUACAGUUAUUGAGAACACCGAGAGAGGCUGGCGGGAGCUCAUUUUCUACAAGAUACGAGCAGUUUUUGGUUUCGGACUUUGAAAUUUUAUCACAUAAAUAGCCUGUUUCAGUAUAAAAUUUCACAAGCAUUUAUCGUUGUUUCAAGCCUUUCCGUGAUUUUAACAUCAAGGCUAUAUGGGGUAGUGGAUAUUCGUUGAUUUGGUGGUUCGUGUUGGUUCAACGCUUCAUCCUCUAAUUUUUCUGUAAUCCAAUUUACAGUAGAAACAAAAAUAUAUGCAAGUGGAAUUCGCAUAGUUAAGCGAUUGCACUGCUUUGUUUUCGCAUUGAAAUUGUUGAUCUUUUACAUCCAAGUGUAAAAUCUUCCUGCAUCGAGCGUUGAGACAAAUUGAAGAGUUUAAUCUCC